Sorghum bicolor (sorghum) is the source of this 1689-nucleotide messenger RNA. RefSeq lists its product as uncharacterized. The record is from RefSeq and is a predicted model, not a curated record. The transcript has a single exon. The coding region runs from base 57 to 1406 and encodes 449 amino acids. Gene Ontology annotation, molecular function: protein binding. NCBI's taxonomy places the organism in Eukaryota, Viridiplantae, Streptophyta, Magnoliopsida, Poales, Poaceae.
CGUCUCCUUAUCUGCGAUAACGAACUCCCACUGGCACUGCUCCGAGUCCGACACUAAUGGCGGGGCCGGCAGCAGCGGUAGUAGCUGUGCUCGUGCUCGCCGCGGCGCACGGCGCGCUCAGCGAGUCGAGCCAUGUCGAUUUCGCGGGGGCCGUCGCGCGCGGCCGGACCCGCAGUGCGCCAGCGCCGUCGUCGUCCUGGCACGGCGGGAACAGCACGGCGCCGGCGCUGGAGGGGUGCGGGUGCGAGCCGACGCCGCCUCCAUGGAGGUUCCUUAACGAGAAGCUGAGGUCGCUGUACCCGGUGAUCCAGGCGUUCAAGCAGACGAUCACGUGCGACCCGCUGGGCGUGACGGCGACGUGGACGGGCACGGAGCUCUGCGACAGCUUCUUCAACGGCACCACCUACUACAAGGGCUUCUACUGCGACUACCCGCCGGACGCGCCGGGCGUGCUCACCGUGGCGUCCAUCGACUUCAACGGCUUCGGCCUGUGCGCGCCGUCGCUGGCCGGGUUCAUCGACGCGUUCCCGGACCUCGCCCUGUUCCACGCCAACUCCAACAACUUCUCGGGCGACGUGCCGGACCUGACCCACCUCCAGUACUUCUACGAGCUGGACCUAUCCAACAACAACUUCUCCGGCGCGUUCCCGGACUCCGUGGUGCCGCUGGGCGGGCUGCUGUUCCUGGACCUCCGCUUCAACCGGUACGCGGGGACCGUGCCGGCGCCGGUGUUCGCGCUCACCGUCGAGGCGCUGUUCCUCAACAACAACGGGUUCGGCGGCCGGAUCCCGGACACGUUCGGCAGCACGGGCGCGCAGUACCUGGUGGUGGCCAACAACCAGUUCACGGGUCCCAUCCCGCGGUCCAUCUACAACACGUCGGCGACGCUGUCGGAGGUGCUGUUCCUCAACAACCGCCUGUCCGGGUGCCUCCCCUACGAGGUGGGGCUGGUGGAGGGGCUCGCCGUGUUCGACGCCGGCGGGAACGAGAUCACCGGGCCGAUCCCGCUGUCGUUCGGCUGCCUCCGCGACGUCGAGGAGCUCAACCUGGCGAGCAACCAGCUGUACGGGCAGGUCCCCGACGUGCUGUGCCUGCUGGCGCGGAACGGGAAGCUCGGGAACCUCUCGCUGUCGGAGAACUUCUUCCACUCGGUGGGGCACCACUGCAUGGAGCUCGUGCGGAGCAGGGUGCUGGACGUGCGCCGCAACUGCAUCCUGGGGUUCCCCGACCAGCGGCCCCCGCUCGAGUGCGCGGCAUUCUACGCCGACCCCACCAAGCACUGCCCCUUCAUCCCGCACAUCCCCUGCGAUUUGCCUGGGUACAAGCCGCCGCAUCCGCAUGCCGCCGCCGAAGACGCGGCGCCGGCGCACGGCCAUCCUCACCAAGGCCAAGGUGGUGGGAACUGAUCCAUGCGCGCCGAAAGGGGUCGAUUCGUCGUCUCUUUGCCUUUGUGAUCGCAUGAUUUGAUCGCGUCGUGACGCGUGCGCCGCAUUUUGGGGAGAAAAUAAGUUCCACCGCUGCUCUCGUUGUGUUGUGUGGUGGUGUCGUGACAGUGGGGUUCAAGAAAAAGUCAAAUAAUUAACCGCCGUUUACCAAAGUCAAGUGUACGUGUACCAGUUAGGUUGUUCGUGAAUUCGUGACCGGCGCGCCGUCAAAGUAAAUACUAUAUGUAACCUGUCCAAUUGUCCA